Molecule: messenger RNA, 1470 nt
Organism: Perkinsus marinus ATCC 50983
Lineage: Eukaryota; Perkinsozoa; Perkinsida; Perkinsidae
Product: DEAD/DEAH box RNA helicase, putative
Exons: 10
Coding region: 1-1470 (489 amino acids)
Cellular component (GO): mitochondrion
Molecular function (GO): ATP binding; nucleic acid binding
Source: RefSeq, a predicted model, not a curated record
AUGUCCACAGGUCAGCCCUUGGUGCCUCCGAAAGACCUCGUGCUCACAGCUGAGACAGGUUCCGGCAAGACACUAGCGUAUCUGGCGCCGUUGCUCUCGAGGUUGGCCUGGUCCAUCACGGAUGCCUCCCCUGAGGGUGUUUAUCUCUUGAUAUUGGUACCAACACGAGAGCUCGUCCAGCAGAUCUCCCGAGUCGUGGCAUCUCUACUGUCCUACCAUCCCCUUCUCCGGAGCAGCUUUCUUUGUGGUGGGUACAGUAUUGAUGAUGAUGUGGAAAGGAUCGCUAAGGAAGAUCGACCGCAUGUUCUAGUGUGCACCCCUGGUCGACUCAUAUCGCAUCUAUCUAGUACUAGUGGCCUCUACUGCCUCCUCAAGCAGUCUCUACACUUGUUAGUAGUGGAUGAGUUCGAUAGAAUGGCUGAUAUGGGGUUCCUACCACAGCUUGAGCACAUCUAUUCGGCCCUUCUUGGCUGCCGCUCGGAUGUUGGUAUCGUAUUGUGUUCGGCUACUAUUAGCCCAGCGUCAUCAAGUUCCCUUUCCGUUACGCCUGAUAAGCUGCGACAAGAGGUUUUGUUUUUCAACGCAGAUCAGUUCCAAGCGACUUUGGAGGCGAUGAUAUACCGUGCUACUACGGAUGACGGGACGGCAGAUCGUCACAGAGUGUUGGUACUUUUCCCAACGGUCCGAAUACUACAGCUCUUCUAUGUCAUGACCAAGGCUCGGCGGCGACAGAAGGGGACCAAGACAGCUCUACAUGCUACUCGAAUCGCAGCCCUACACGCUCAAUUGUCUAAUGAUAAGAGGCGUAGUAUUGCUGAUGAGUUCCUGCAUCCUGAUGAUUCAUGCUUGAAUAAGGUCCUGUUCGCUACUGAUAUUGCUGCUAGAGGGUUAGAUUGGAGCCAAAUCAGUCACGUCAUUCAGAUUGAUGUCCCCCAUGCUCAAAGUGAAGGGGAAGUUGUAGACCAGUACGUCCAUAGGAUGGGAAGAACCGCUCGAGGAGGGUCUGCGGGAGUCAGCACGCUCAUGCUACCGCGAAGGCUGCAUCCCAACGGUCUUCCAAGGAUACUUGCUGGUCACAGUGACCGGUUGGUGAUGCUGAACGACUCUGACAUGCUCGAUUCGUACAUGUCAAAGUUGCCCGUGGGAGAAAUUGAACCUGUCUGGUUCGAACCUGGGUCCUGUCAGCUUGGCUAUCGAAGUUUGAUGGCAUUCUAUCACAGGCAGAUGCAGUUGUCGUGUACAAAUGAUUUUGAUGUUCGUAAGGAAGAUAUCAUCAAGUGUGUGAAUGACAUGAUACUGAGCACGGGCCUGUUGAAGCGGCAACCCAUGUUGAACAGGAAGUUUGUGGACCAACUGGGGUUCACUGGUCUGCCGGGCAUCCGUAUUGGCAGCUACUUUGAGAAGGCUAGAGAGGCUGAGGAGAUUGAAAAGGAACAACUCAGAGAACCUUUUGGACAGCGGCUCGCAUGA